AUGGUUGCCAGAGGAGAUCUUGGAGCAGAGCUGCCAAUUGAACAGGUUCCAUUGUUGCAGGAAGAGAUUAUCAGGAUUUGUCGUAAUCUGGGGAAAGCUAUUAUUGUGGCAACAAAUAUGCUGGAAAGCAUGAUUGAAGAGGAUACUCUGUCUUUGUUGCAAAUGCUCUGUCUUUGUAAAUGCUCUGUCUUUAUUGCAAAAGCUCUGCCUUUGUUGCAGACAACAUACGGAUCUGCGCUGUCACAAACAACUGCACGCUUCAAGGACCGUCUUGUAAGCCGAUCAGAGGAUGCUGAUGAGCUCAUAGAGCUCCGGAAACAAAGUGAGAACGAAAUGAAACGUUGCCUCACCUGGUGGGACCUUAUCUGGUUUGGGUUUGGCUCUGUCAUUGGAGCCGGCAUCUUUGUGCUCACUGGCCAAGAGGCCCAUGAUCAUGCCGGACCGGCCAUUGUCUUAUCCUAUGUCGCAUCAGGUGUCUCAACAAUGCUUUCAGUUUUCUGCUACACGGAAUUUGCAGUAGAAAUUCCGGUCGCCGGAGGUUCUUUUGCUUACCUGAGAGUAGAAUUAGGAGACUUUGCGGCAUUUAUAGCAGCAGGGAAUAUACUGCUUGAAUCCAUUGUGGGAACUGCAGCUGUUGCUAGAUCCUGGACUUCUUAUUUCACGACUCUUUUGAAUCGACACCCGAACUCAUUACGUAUACAUACAAAUCUCACAAAUGGGUUCAACCUCCUUGACCCUAUUGCUGUUGUAGUUCUGGCAAUUGCAGCCACCCUAGCCAUGAUCAGCACAAGGAAAACUUCAUACUUCAACUGGAUUGCAUCUGCUAUAAACACCAUAGUAAUUUUCUUUGUGAUAAUUGCAAGGUUUGCUCAUGCUGAUACGACUAAUUUGCAACCCUUUAUGCCUCAUGGUGCUGAAGGGGUCUUCCAAGCAGCAGGAAUUGUGUAUUUUGCUUAUGGAGGAUUUGACAAUAUUGCGACAAUGGCAGAGGAAACAAAAAAACCAUCAAGAGAUAUUCCACUCGGGUUGCCUGGAUCAAUGUCAAUGAUCACUGUGAUAUACUGUUUGAUGGCACUUGCUCUGAGUAUGCUGCAGAAAUACACCGAUAUAGACACAAGUGCAGCAUACUCUGUUGUAUUUCAGAGUGUAGAGAUGAAGUGGGCUAAGUACCUGGUUGCUCUUGGAGCCCUCAAAGGGAUGACCACUGUUCUGUUAGUAGGAGCACUAGGGCAGGCACGCUAUACUACUCAUAUUGCGCGAGCCCACAUGAUUCCACCGUGGUUUGCUCUCGUCCACCCAAAGACAGGAACCCCUAUUAAUGCCACUCUCUUAAUUACCAUUUCAAGUGCCAUUAUUGCAUUCUUUUCAAGCUUGAAUCAGUUGACAAGUUUGUUAUCAGUCAGCACACUCUUUAUAUUCAUGAUGAUGGCAGUGGCACUUCUUGUGAGGAGAUACUAUGAACGAGGAAUAACUCCUCGAGCAAACCUCUUGAAGCUAGUUGCCUUCUUGCUGAUCAUUAUUGCUUCCUCCAUGGGGACUUCAGCAUUUUGGGGAUUGAACCCCAAAGGUUGGAUUGGUUACACCAUCACCGUUCCUCUGUGGUUCUUGGGGACCUUGGGGAUUGCAAUUUCUCUGCCACAGCAACGAACACCAAAAUUCUGGGGAGUUCCACUUAUUCUGUGGUUGCCAUCCUUGUCAAUUGCAACAAAUUUGUUUCUCAUGGGAUCAUUGGGAUCUCAGGCUUUUAUAAGGUUCGGCGUCUGCACAUUUGUAAUGCUGGUCUACUAUGUUCUUUUUGGUCUCCAUGCAACAUAUGACAUGGCCCAUCAGCAACACAAGCUAGAAUCACAAAAAAAUCUUCAAGAAGUAGACAUGGAAAAAGCAGGGCCAUAAGAAGUUAAAUUACCCAAUGCCACUUCAAUAGUUCAUCCAAGAAUGCAGUCCUGAGACUGAAAAUAUAUGUACUUAUGUAGCAUCAA
Ilex paraguariensis (yerba mate) is the source of this 1979-nucleotide messenger RNA. NCBI's taxonomy places the organism in Eukaryota, Viridiplantae, Streptophyta, Magnoliopsida, Aquifoliales, Aquifoliaceae. The record is from the annotation of a GenBank genome assembly.